AUGGCCGCGCGGCGUCGCUCCCUCCUCAUGCUCCCGCCCCUCCUCCUCCUCCUCUCCCACUUCCUCUCCCUCGCCGCCGCCUUCCAGUCGGACGAGCUGCUCCUCCACGACGACGACGAGUUCGAGGGCACCCGGGCCUCCUCCACCCCCUCGCUCCGGCCGCCCUCGACGCCGCCGGGAAGUGGCAUGACAUACUCUGUGUGGUCACAGAAAUCAGUUGCCACAUCCUUUGCAAGAAUAUGGAGUCAUUCUACAUUGCUUACUCGCAUAUUGCCACAUAGAGAACAACUACGAGGUGGGGUGACAGAACUGCAAGCAACAAAGGCAAAACACCUGAGCAGAACUGGAGUCACAUAUCAGUCGCAGUGCUGCAGCGAGGCACCUGGCGGGAUUACACCAUGGCCUUGUGGCGGUGCUCGGUCGAGGAGGAAAAGGACUCUCACUAAGCUCCGAUUUACGAGGAAUGAGUUGACUGAGGAUGAAAAGAAUGCAUUUAAGAAAUUACUGGAAGAAGAUAGUUUUUACACAAUAAGGCUACCGUCUAAUGUGUUGGAUCCUACAAGAAACGAUUAUAUUUAUUCCUCAAUCAAAGCGAGAUGCAUUCCACGUGACAGCUUGGAUGAACAUAUUGUCAUCCACAUGGACGGUGUAAAUAUUUUGGCUGUUAAUUAUGGUUCCGUUGGUGGAUGCCAAUAUCCCCGGCCAAUGAAAGUACCAUCAAAAUGGACAUUCAAUUCAUACACUAUUCUGAAGACUGCUGACCAAGCACCAAGAACUCCAUCAUUUGUAGAGCAAUUGAUAGAAACUGAGAGUGGACUCGGUGAAGUGAUGAAACCACCUGAGAAAUCUUUCUGGGCUAAAUAUUGGAUGUACAUCAUUCCUCUUGGUCUCAUUGUCAUGAACGCCGUCACAGCAGCAGCAAACAUACCCGAGGAGCAAGCUGGAGGGCAGGGUCAAGCUCCAGCACAAAGGGCGCCAAUUGCUGCUCCAAGGAGAAGAUGA
Molecule: messenger RNA, 1002 nt
Organism: Triticum turgidum subsp. durum (durum wheat)
Lineage: Eukaryota; Viridiplantae; Streptophyta; Magnoliopsida; Poales; Poaceae
Source: the annotation of a GenBank genome assembly